CUGGAAAACAACAGUGAGGGACGUGCACGUCCGAGACAGCCACCGGAAACCCCGAUUCGUCAGGAAUGUUUGACAGACAAUUUAUCUGACAAAUCACCAAAGAACAAAAUGUUGCGACAUAGGUUUUCUCUAACUACAUGACGGAAAGUGGGUGGUCCUACCCUAGAACCAGCGGUGGCACCAUUGAGUGGCACGGACGCGACACAGGUGCCAGCUGAAAUUCUUGUUUUAGAGAUUGUUAGCUAGGUUUUAGCAAUACUUAAAUAUGGUAUUAAUCUAACAGAGAUUACACAGGGACCAGCAUUGAAGCCAGUUAGUUCGUCGUCAUCAUGGUGUGUGCCAGAGUGCUCCAGCUGUUGGCGUUAGCUUGCCUUGGCUCUGCUCUACCUGCCAGAGUUGAAGCCGACUACUAUUUGAUGGUAGUCCCGCAGUCUCCAGUGCUAGAGAUGGGGACCAACUUCACGGCUACCUGCGUGAUCAUCAACACGUCGGAAGUUACAGCAGAUGACCUUUACUGGACUCUUGCCGGGACAACUGUACCCAAAGAACAGUACACCAAGAUCAACGGAUCAGCUCUCAAUGUCACUGUCCCCAUCACCAGUGAAAAGACUGAAUGGUUAAUGUGUAAAUGCAAAAAGAAAAACACCCUCUUUUUCAUCCACAACGAAGGCAAAUUAAUUCAUGGGAUCGACCUUAAAAAAGGCUAUGUUCCGGAGAAGCCUGAGAAUCUGUCCUGUGUGGCAGUUCAGCAGAAACAGUACAUCUCUACAAAUUUCAGCUGUGAGUGGCAAACAGUAGGACGUCAGACUGCUACAGUCCCUACAUCAUAUAUUCUGUAUACUGCAGUCCUCCCAGGGAGCGGGCAGCCCUAUAAAGAGCCAACACAAAAAAACAAUACCCAAGUGAAGUUAGGGGACACUUUCCCCCAUUAUAUGACGCUGGAGGUCUGGGUGGAAGCACACAAUAAACUGGGAAAAAUAGAAUCUGAGCAUCUGAAAGAAGAUUCCGGAUGGUUUGUGAAAACCGACCCUCCUUCGGACGUCAAAGUCUUUUCAGAGAACAGUUUUCCCACUUCCCUUCUGAUAAACUGGACUCAUCUUAUUCCUACAAUACGUCUGAAAUUAACCUAUCGAAUAAGAUACCGCCAGAAUGGGACUCAAAAUUGGACUGAUGUACCUCUCGGGGACACUGCAUCGAACAUAAAGUCCUUCAGACUCCAGGACCUUCAGCCAUACCAAGAGUAUGAAAUCCAGGUGUCCUGCAAAAAUUCCAGGGAGGGUCAUGGUUACUGGAGCGACUGGAGUACCAUUGUUACCAAGAGAACACCAGAGGCCCGACCAACAAGUAAACCAGAUCUAUGGAGAGUCAUUGCUGAGGGUGACCGCAAAAAUGAACGACGAGUGAAGUUUAUUUGUAAGGAUCCUGUGCUUGCCAACGGGAGGAUAGUAAGCUUCGACGUAAAGAUUCAAGACCCAAAGGAUAAAGUCAGGAACGGAAGUUUGGAGUGGAAGAAUAUACCCAGAUCCAGCCAGGGGAAGAUCACUGAUCUCAAACAGAUUGACCUGGCUGACCAGAAAUCUGUCAGAGUGUACAUCAACGCUACCAAUUCUGUGGGGAAAUCUGAUGAGGCAUCGUUAUUCAUCUUGGCGAAAGCACGCGAGUCAGAGCUCGCUCCGGUUGAAGAGCUGAAGGUGUUUCCCCACAGGGGCCAACUGUGGCUGGAAUGGAAACCCCCCAACAGUACAAAGUUGGUGUCUGAGUAUGUGGUGGAGUGGUGGGUCGAAGGUGCUCAGAUAGACUGGCAGAAGGAGAAGAGAAAUACCACACGCACUGCCAUUAAAGGCCACCUUGACAAGUUUGUUUGCUACAACGUAUCGGUGUAUCCAAUAUACAAUGGAUGGAUUGGGAAGCCCGCAAGAAAAGAAGCCUAUCUGGAGCAAGGAGCUCCGUUGGAAGCCCCCAUUGUCAGAUUGCACAAAGCAGGACGUAACCAGGCCACGCUGAACUGGACGGAGAUUUCCCGAGGCAGUCGUCGAGGCUUCAUCACAAACUACACCAUCUUCUACACAAGUGGAACUGAAGUACACAACAUAACCGUGCCAGCUAACACCGCCUCGUACACUCUGACGUCAUUGUCCGGCAACACCAAGUAUGACACUUGGAUCAAGGCUUCAACCAUCGGAGGCUCAAAGAUCAGCUUUAAUCACUCAUUCACCACUCUGAGAUAUGCCCAAGGAGAGAUGGAGUUAAUUGUGGUCGGAGUGAGCCUGGGCUUUCUGUUUAUUGUUGUCAUGACCAUGCUGCUCUGUGUCUACAAAAAAGAUGUGCUCAAGGAGAACUUUUGGCCUCAGAUUCCAGACCCUGGAGAGAGCACCAUCGGAAACUGGUCGCCUGAUUAUCCUUUGAAAGCAGAGACACCGAGGGAGAACGGUCUGUUGGGCAUCAGCGUGCUGGACGUGGACGUGUGUGACGGGAAGUGUGUGUUCGAGGAGGACAAGGCCAGUCUGUCUCUGAAGAAGGGCAAGUAUCUGUCGGAGGAGCACAGCAGCGGCAUCGGUGGCUCCUCCUGCAUGUCCUCGCCGCGCCAGAGCGUGUCCGACAGCGACGAGGGCGGAGACAUGGCCGACACCACGGCCAGCACCGUCCAGUACUCCUCGGUGGUGCCGGCAGCCCCCAGCGGCUACAAGGGUCAGACCCCCAACUCCCAGCCCCAGCAGGCUCUUUUCUCUCGGUCCGAGUCCACGCAGCCCCUGCUGGACUGCGAGGAGAACCCGGACGUGUUGCAGCAGGAGGGCAGCAGACAGUCCCAGCGUUCCCCCCCCCGACCGCCCCGCUGCACAGACGGCGCCGACCCCGCUGGCAUCGCGGAGCAGCAGGAGCUGCUGGAGCCUCUGGACUUCUGUCCGCUGGGAGAGGACUCUGAGCAGGCGACGCCUGUGGACGGCCAGGCUGCUGACUGGCUGCCGGCGCCGCCGCCGCUCUCCAGCUACAUGCCCCAGCUGGGGGGCUACAGGCCACAGUAACAAUACAUGUCACCCACGGCAACGGUUCUGUGCCUUUUUUGUUUAAAGUCUCUGAACAGCCACACAGGUGUUUUCAGUUCUUCUGGCUGAUGUGCUCAUGUUGAAUGUGGGCCACAGCUUAGAAGGGACUUCUUAGGUCUAGGGAUGUCCCGAUCACAGUAUGGGAUGGGAGCCGAUUUUGGCAUUUUUUAACUGAUCGGGGAGCGGCAUUUACCGUGAUUACCUUACUCCGAUCAUGUACAUCUGCUUGUAGGGGUUGCUGCCUUUAACCACACACGCCCUGCGCCACAAACGCACCACCAGACUGCCUGGAUGGCGGCACUUUCAGACCAACAUGGCGCGGCCAAUCACCAGUGUCUGUCCAAAGAGAGUCUCGUAGCUCGCCAUCUCUUGGAAACAAUUAAAAAAAGUGUUUCUUAGUCACCCGUUCCUUACACAAGCGGAUUACUCUAAUUCUCCACCCUUAUUCCGUGACUAUUACAGGGGCGCUAUGCAGUUUUGCCAAUUUCUUCGCUGUUUUCUCUCUUUUUGCUCGCAGGUUUCUCUAUAGAGCUCCCCCUACAGCUUCAGAAUAGAUAUUUGGCAAUGCUGUUGUAGAAAGUCAUUGGUGACUCUGAAAACGCAGCUCCUAUGUUUCCUUGUGUCUGACUCCUCUCUCGGUCAGUCUGCCGUUUCCUCUUUCUCUGUUCCUCUGACAAUGCUUUCCUAGCUUUC
Perca flavescens (yellow perch) is the source of this 3737-nucleotide messenger RNA. RefSeq names its product interleukin 6 cytokine family signal transduce (gene il6st). Bases 330 to 3023 code for a protein of 897 amino acids. Lineage: Eukaryota; Metazoa; Chordata; Actinopteri; Perciformes; Percidae. The transcript is spliced from 16 exons. Gene Ontology annotation, cellular component: membrane. The record is from RefSeq and is a predicted model, not a curated record. Gene Ontology annotation, molecular function: cytokine receptor activity; protein binding.